Bipolaris sorokiniana ND90Pr is the source of this 797-nucleotide messenger RNA. RefSeq lists its product as uncharacterized. The transcript has a single exon. The coding region runs from base 294 to 548 and encodes 84 amino acids. The record is from RefSeq and is a predicted model, not a curated record. NCBI's taxonomy places the organism in Eukaryota, Fungi, Ascomycota, Dothideomycetes, Pleosporales, Pleosporaceae.
CCUGCAUCUCACAUUUUACAUACUCGACAAAAAUUGGAGUGUAAUUUGUCAGAAAAAAGUUGGACUCUUUACAACAGUAGACUGGAGUAUCCCAAAAAUACUAUAUGGGUAAAUGAUGUGGGUAACUAAAGGCAAGAAACAUGAAAAACUGCAACACUAUCUACCACACAUACUUCACUGCACUACUAUCACUACUAUGGAAAACCUUUUUACUCAUACAUACUUCGCUGUGAGAUAAACAUCCGUCCUACCCAAAAACAUUUUUCUUUCAACUCACCAUCUCACUACCCACCAUGUCCAUCUUUCCACUCCAAACCCUCCCUCCCAAAACACAUCACCCCAUCCACCCUAUCCACCCCAUCCAGCUCAGCUCAGCCCAGUUCAGUCCAGCUCAGCCCAGCCCAGCCCAGCCCAGCCUCGCCCUUCACACCGCCACUACACACCUACCCUUACCUCCAAAACCUUACACCAUCCAAACAACGCAUACAUAUGUACAUUGCCCACCUCCCAAAUCCCUCUCCCACGUACCUUCGCCCCCCCCAAUCUAAAAACUCAAAAUCCAGCCCGUCCCAAUUCGCUCACCUGCAUAUCCAUCUUUCCCAGUUUAGUCCACCGGAAUCCUUCGCGUCUGAAAACGGUUUAGGGAUACACUUUUCUUGCGAUGGAGGGGGGGUGGCGGGGUAAAGAGGUUGGCGGCGCUGAGUUUGAGGCCACGGGUUGCUGUGGUAUGUAGAAGAUAGUGGUAGUGGGGGGAUUGUAUGGUCGGCGACUGUACGUAGUCUUGGGGUUGGGGGAAG